Messenger RNA from Verruconis gallopava, 1267 nucleotides. RefSeq lists its product as uncharacterized. Gene Ontology annotation, molecular function: SNAP receptor activity. Gene Ontology annotation, cellular component: endoplasmic reticulum membrane; endoplasmic reticulum-Golgi intermediate compartment; ER to Golgi transport vesicle membrane. The record is from RefSeq and is a predicted model, not a curated record. The coding region runs from base 265 to 912 and encodes 215 amino acids. Gene Ontology annotation, biological process: retrograde vesicle-mediated transport, Golgi to endoplasmic reticulum; endoplasmic reticulum to Golgi vesicle-mediated transport; vesicle fusion with Golgi apparatus. NCBI's taxonomy places the organism in Eukaryota, Fungi, Ascomycota, Dothideomycetes, Venturiales, Sympoventuriaceae. The transcript is spliced from 4 exons.
AAUUAAGCUCGAGUUCUAGUCAACUUGGGUCUGGGGAACAAGAGGCCGCACCCGCGUCUGGAUCCUGCUUGGGCGCAUCCUGGUCUGUCACAGUAAACUUAAGCAGCUUAGUGGCCAAAUAGACAUCACGGCUGAGCUGGCCGUGGCAAGCAAUUAGGGAACAGCGCAGCAACAGUUCACGUACAGUUUGGUUCGUCCGUCCCUGCGCAUCACGUCGAACCCUUCUCAUCCUCCAGCCCGUGGAUUUCACGGCGAGACCUGAACAUGAUCCUCUCUACGACAAUAGCCCGCCUAGACGGGCUGAUACUGGUCGCCACCAUGGACGAUAAAGAGGACGAGAUCGAGCUUGGAGACACGAAGAACAAAGCGCGACAGCUGUUCCGACGACUUGAUCGCAAUUCGGCGCAGGAAGCAUGCAUUGAGAGCUCCAAGUUCAACAUAUUCUACAUCAUCAACACCGACCUCGUCUUCUACUGCAUAUGCGAGUCCUCGUAUCCGCGCAAGCUCGCCUUCACGUACCUGUCCGACCUGUGCCAGGAGUUCACCACGACGUACCCGGCGCAGCAGUUCCUGUCGCCGACCACGCGGCCGUACGCGUUCAUCGAGUUCGACUCGUUCAUCCAGAAGACGCGCAAGACGUACCAGGACGCGCGCGCGAGCGUCAACCUGGACAAGCUCAACGACGAGCUGCGCGACGUGAGCAAAAUCAUGAACAAGAACAUCGAGGACCUGCUCUACCGCGGCGACAGCCUCGACAAGAUGGGCGACAUGAGCUCGCGACUCAGGGACGACUCGCUGAAGUACCGCAAAGCCGCCGUGCGCAUGAACUGGGAGCUUCUCCUCAAGCAGUACGGGCCCUUUGCCGCGGUCGGCUUCAUCAUCCUGUUCUUCCUGUGGUGGCGUUGGUUCUGACCGCGCGCCGUCGGCCGAAACACCCGUCCAAACUAGAUUAGCAUCGAGCGAUUGGCGUCAAUUAAUUUAAUUUUUCUUCUUUCUGGAUGAAACAGGGCGAGUACCGUUGCGGCGGCGUGGUGAAAUCGUGCGACGAACCGAAUGUGCAGAAUUGGGCCCAACCGUCACAACCGUCUUGUACGCGUUACUGCUGCAACUGCUGCUGUGCGCGGCGCGACGCACGGCAAUACAUAGUGGUUUUCUGUCUUAAUACCUGACUACGGCUCGAAGAAGCAUAUAAACCAGCUCGGCGCUGUCCGCCCUUGGGGGAAAAAAAAAGAAGACAAAACAACAAAAUGAACGCGCUUCCAUGCAC